Molecule: messenger RNA, 1039 nt
Organism: Pezoporus flaviventris
Lineage: Eukaryota; Metazoa; Chordata; Aves; Psittaciformes; Psittacidae
Gene: CUNH8orf58
Product: chromosome unknown C8orf58 homolog
Exons: 5
Coding region: 22-948 (308 amino acids)
Source: RefSeq, a predicted model, not a curated record
CAGUUGGGAACCAGUCCUGUAAUGAGGUGCCUCUGGAUCCAGGGCCUGUCUCCGGCUGGGGUGGUUAUAAAAGGGAGCGCCGGGAAGCGCGCCCGGCACUCGGCUCCGGCGCUCGGGAUGUGGGGUGGCUCCCGCGCCGUCUGGAAGAGGAGGUUCAGCUGCUAUGGUCCCUGGGAGGCGGCAGAGAGCUGCGUGGUUCACACCUCGGCCAGCGUGUACCGGCGGCUGCAGGAGAGCCCGCGGGGGGGGCUGAGCACCCCCCGGCCCGGGGGGCAGCUCCUCAAGUGCGAGUCGGAGGACUCCGGGCUGGAGAUGGGCAGCACCGAGCAUUCGCCGUCCCCCCCCGCGGGCUCCGAGAGCCGCUUCCCCCUCGAUGGGCUCGCACCGGAGCGGACCCCGGGCACGGAGCCCCCCCGCCUGCCCCACAGGAGGCUGGCGCAGCGCAGCCGGAGGCAGCGGGUGCUGGGGCGAGGGCACCGCGGGGCCGCGAAGCCCCCUCGGGAGCCGGAGGAGGCCGCAGCAGAGCACACCGGGGAUGCUGCACCCAGCGGGGCUGAGCCGGGGCAGGGGCUGCGGUACCUGGAGCACGUCUGCCAGAUGCUGGAACGCUUGGCCAAGCUGCAGCAGGACAACCGGCUCCUGCGGCAGCAGGCCGAGGGCACCCAGAGCACCCGCCCGGACGCCACGCACAGCCGGGAUGCAGCCGUGUGGAAGGGUGAGAGGUUCCGGCCGCGCUCCUGCUCGGACAGCCAGGCUGCAGCCCCUGAUGCUGCCCCGUGCCGCAGGACGUGGGGGUACUCGGCCAGCUCCCCCAGCCUGCUGGACCCCACCGACAGCGCGGCGGCUGCACCAGCACCGGACAAGGACGGGCGCUCGCACUGGGGCCGGGUGAAGGCGCUGCUCACCCGCCUGACCCGGCGCUCGCUGCGAGGGGGCCGCUGCAGGUAGGGCCGGGGGGGGGGCCCGGUCCUGCUGCUGCCAAUGGAUGGAGGAGCCGCGCCGCGCCCAUUGCGUCACACCCCCCGUAUGACGUCACACC